Messenger RNA from Suillus plorans, 423 nucleotides. RefSeq lists its product as uncharacterized. The record is from RefSeq and is a predicted model, not a curated record. NCBI's taxonomy places the organism in Eukaryota, Fungi, Basidiomycota, Agaricomycetes, Boletales, Suillaceae. The transcript has a single exon. The annotation marks the transcript as partial.
CUGAUGACUCUUUGGCAGCAGUUUGGAUGUGCAGUACGAGAUAGAAGCCUUCAAGGCACGGCAUUGCUAUUUGUGGAGAAGGAGUACUUUGAUGAUGAACGACAAGCUAAAGCAGCAAGGAAAAAGAUGCGGGAGACGAAUUGGAAGAGAAAGGGUGAUAGUUUACCUAUUGCAUCACUUUCAAAGCGGCAUGCCAUGAAUACACUGAAUUCUCGGGUGGCUGGUUCCCAUGCACAGCCGACUGCCAGUGUUGGUGAUCACAGUGAUGGGUCUGAUGGGUUUGAUGAGGAUACUCCUCCAAUGGAUAAGGGCCUGCAGGGAUUAAAGGAUUUAGUGAAGGGUGAUGUGGAAGUACCAAAAUAUACAGGAAGGCAACAAAAAUCAAGUCUUGAUAUGGCGAUGGAUUAUUUGAUUAAUGCGGAG